Messenger RNA from Owenia fusiformis, 2753 nucleotides. NCBI's taxonomy places the organism in Eukaryota, Metazoa, Annelida, Polychaeta, Sabellida, Oweniidae. The record is from the annotation of a GenBank genome assembly.
CGUGACCAGAAGCUGUGGCGUACUGGGCUGCACGAAUCGCCCGCGAUCCAGAAAUCCAAGAAAUAUUUUCGCUUGUAGCCAGAGAAGGGGUCAUUGUUUGAGAUCAUUAUUAGUACUAAAUGAAAGCUUAGACCAUUACCUUUACAAUGACGGUAAUAGUCUUUCUCGUGGACACAAGCGCGUCCAUGAAUCAGCGCACAUAUUUGGGCACAUCUUUGUUGGAUGUUGCAAAAUCUGCCGUGGAAACUUUCAUGAAGUUCAGAUCCCGUGAUCCAGCAAGCAGGAUGGACAGAUACAUGCUGCUGACAUUUGAAGAACCGCCUGCGAACAUCAAGGCAGGAUGGAAAGAGAGUCACACAACAUUUGUAGACAAACUAAAGAAUCUUGAAGCCCUUGGCCUGUCUGCAGUUGGACCAUCCCUAAAACAUGCAUUCGAUCUCUUGAAUGUCAACAGAAUGCAUUUGGGUAUUGACACUUAUGGCAUGGGUAAAUGCCCCUAUUACUUAGAGCCAGCUGUUAUUAUCUGUAUCACUGAUGGAAGGAAGCUAACCAGUAUGACUGGAGUACAGCAAGAUUUAAAUCUUCCAAUGAAUACCACAGUUCCAGGAAAUGAGCUCACAAAAGAACCCUUCCGGUGGGAUCAAAGACUGUUCAGUAUAGUGCUUCGUUUUCCUGCAACUGUCCCCAAUGAAAUCACUGGAGGACAAUAUAUCCCAUCAGCUGAUAGUGCAGCCAUUGAUGCUAUGUGUGAAGUCACAGGAGGGAGAUCCUAUGCAGUUUUUACACAGAGGAUGUUGUUGCAGACAUUGGAGUCUAUGGUGCAGAAACUUCAUCCUGGUGUAGUAAUCAACUUUGAGAAGAUCGGACCAGACCCCCCUGAUGAUACCACUAAAGAAAACCAUGAAGCCAACCUCAAUGUGCCAAAUGCCCUAGAAGGAAAACGAUCAACUACCCCAACAUCUGCUGCAUGGCAUAGUUGUCGUAAACUUGUCUAUGUACCAAGGUCUGCCACCAAAGGCUACUCUGUUGGUCACUGGUUGAUCCCUGAGUCUUACUGGCCAGAUCUGAACAGUCCUUCACUACCUGCAAGGUCAGCCAAUCCUACAGUGAACUUCUCCUGCAAACCAUGUGAACCUCUCACAUUAGAGAAUCUACCAUUUGACAAGUAUGAGUUGGAACCAUCCCCUUUGACCCAGUACAUCUUAGAGCGGAGGCAACCUGGUGUAGCCUGGCAGGUGUUUGUACCGAACAGUGCAAAAUACAGUGAGAUGGGUCAUCCCUUUGGAUACAUCAAAGCUAGCACCAACCUGACUUGUGUCAACUUGUUCGUUAUGCCUUACAACUAUCCCGUCCUCAUAGCAUUACUAGAGGAUCUGUUCAAGGUCCACAAGCUCAAGCCUACACAAAAAUGGCGCCAACAAUUUGAAAGCUAUCUCAAAACCAUGCCCAUAUAUUAUGCAGGGCCCUUGAAGAGAGCCCUUGCCAAGAUGGGAGCACCUAACCUAGUCCCUGACAGCAUGGAGAACUGUCUCAGUUACAGUGUACAGUCUUACAUCAAGAAAAUUAAAGCACAAGCUAAGACAGAAUUGAUGCGUCUUGUGAAUUCUGUCGGCCAAUCAGUGCCAAGACCAGAUGGGAUAAAGAUCAGUUUCAAGAAACAGACGUCCAUUUUAGAGCGCAAGGACUUCCAUCAGUUAUUAAAAUCCAACGAUUUGUCAAAUUUAAAGCAAGAGAUGACGGAUUAUAGCAGUUUUACAUUAGCAGUCCCUGACCCUAAAGUUAAGCCCCAGAUGUACAGAAAUGCAUUCGACAUUCCACGAAAAAAUCUUCUCACCCAAAUCACCAAAAUGCGUACCAACUUUUUACGGACAAUCACAAAUGCUGGACGCGUUACCAAUGAAGAGGAUCUACACAGCAUUCCGAUUGGUCAGAUGGGAAAUUACCAGGAGUAUUUGAAAAAAUCUCCAAGUGCUUUACGGGAAAUUGAUAGUCAACCAAUCAGAUCUCACAUGUUUGGAAAUCCAUUCAAAGUUAAUAAGAAUAUGAUGAUUGAUGAGACAGAUGAAGCCGUCCUAUCAGGAUCCCCCAAACGCAGCCGUGCUUCCACUCCAAUACCCGAUGGUACCUCCAGGUCCCCUAAUCCAAAGAAACGAAAGGGACCUUUGGGAAGAAAUGCUCGUUUACGUCGUCCAAGUUCGCCAUAUCCAAAAAUGGGAAGAACUCCUGAAAUUUCAGAGGAUUCUGGGAUUGAAAUGCUGAGCCCUGAUAGGCUUGAAAUCCUGGAAGAAAAUGUCCUGGAAAUAGUCUCAGAAAAUGUCAAGCCAAUAACCAAUCACAUAGCAGAAAACAAUGGACUCGGUGAAGAACAACCAAUCACAGAUAGUUUAACAAGAACAGACAGUGACAUAGAAAAUAAUGGAUUCGAUCAACCAAUCACAAACAAUAUAACAAGAACUAAUACCAAAAAGCUGAAAAAGACACUAAAACGAGAAAAUGUGUCAGUGCAUAACAAAAAGUUAAAAAUAGAACUAAUAAAACAAGUAAAACGUCCAGGAAAAGAUUACAGCGCCAUCUUUCAAAAUCUUGACUCAUUAAAAGGCAGUAUAGACAUGAAGUGCUUAGUCAUCCGAGAGGUAAUCAACCAAGCAAUAAGGUUUAAAAGGAGACGUUUGGUGGAAGAACUGGAUGAAUUUGAAUCUAGUUUAGUGAGAUUAGAAAUCAAGCAAUCGACUGAUAUAAAAGUUGCUACGUAG